Molecule: messenger RNA, 1008 nt
Organism: Styela clava
Lineage: Eukaryota; Metazoa; Chordata; Ascidiacea; Stolidobranchia; Styelidae
Product: ADP-ribosylation factor 6-like
Molecular function (GO): GTPase activity; GTP binding
Source: RefSeq, a predicted model, not a curated record
CCGCACGACGCGAGUAGGUCAUGUUCUUUUAUUAACAUGAGAAUUGAACAAUGGGGAACUUACUAUCAAAAAUUGCUGCCGGACACAAAGGAGAACCAAUCAGAGUCUGCAUGCUUGGAUUGGAUGCUGCUGGUAAAACAACUGUUCUUCAGAAACUAAAGCUUGCUGAUUGCACACGAACAUUGCCAACGAUUGGCUUCAACGUUGAGACUGUUACUCCAUGUAAAGGAUUAACAUUAACUAUAUGGGAUAUUGGCGGGCAAGAUAAAAUCAGACAACUUUGGAAGCAUUAUUACACAUCAACUCAAGGUAUUAUAUUUGUUGUCGAUAGCGCAGACAAAACAAGAUUUGGAGAAGCAGUAAGUGAAUUAAACGCUAUUUUGCAAGAAGAUGGAAUGAGAAAGAUACCUAUCGUUGUACUUGCCAACAAACAAGAUUUACCUGAAGCUGUAGAUAAAAGAGAUCUUGCUACCGUAUUAGAACUGGAUAAGCUACCGGCAGACCACUCUUGGCAUAUAGAAAACUGCUGUGCUGUCAAAGGGGUCGGGGUGUAUGAAUCAAUGAAAGUACUCUCUUCAAUGAUUAAAAAAGCAAAAGGUUUAUCAGCUUCUGCGGCAAGAACAUAAUAAAAUACAAAAUAAACUUUGACAUUGCCGCUUGUCCAUCGUGCCUGUAGGGCAUUUUCGGUAACAUAGCUAACAAAUGUGUUACAUGAAGACGCAAAUCAUUAAAAAACAAUUGAUUCAUACUCACUCCAAGCAUUAUAUAAAUCUAGCGGCACCGGGAAAAAUCCUGGAAACUGCAAAGAAAAAUUUAUUACUAGACGAAAAACGCGUGUAACAUGUGUUGUUCAAUUUUCAUGUGGCGUAGUCUUGGGAUUUGCAGACGGUGUAUAUUUUCAUUCAUCAGUAUACAAUAUGUAUGUCCGAACUAUUGUGCAAAUGAAGUGUGUUUUUAGAAAUGUGUUUUAAGUAUUUUUUAAAUUGCAAUAAAUGAUAUUAUAUUGUA